This is a messenger RNA of Xyrichtys novacula (pearly razorfish), 11576 nucleotides long. The record is from the annotation of a GenBank genome assembly. Lineage: Eukaryota; Metazoa; Chordata; Actinopteri; Labriformes; Labridae.
UAACGUAGUCCCCGCACGUAAGUUUCAUUCAGGCAGCAUUUUGAAUAAGGAAGAUGGCGGCUGCAGCAGUGGUUGAAUUUCAGAGAGCUCAGUCUCUCAUCAGCACGGACCGCGACGCCUCUAUCGAUAUUCUCCAUUCAAUAGGUAAGUGUCCGGUUCAGGUUUCUAAACGGGCCCCGUCUCUCCGGUUGCUGUUAUUUGCCGGUGUUUGGUCGGUGUUUUAGCAGCUGAGCCGGCUGUGUGCUGACUCACUGCAGUGAACGGGACACUGCUGCUCUAUGCUAGCCGUUAGCAUCCCUGCUAACAGUAGGCCGAGGUGGGAAAUAUGUCGAAGUCAACAGAAACUUCAAGUUUAAGUCCGUGUUAGUUUAUAUUUCGUUUUUCUGUCGUUUACUACAAUUUUCCUGCCAGCUUCUCGUCCCUCUUCCUCCAACUGUCAUGUUAGCGGGGCUGCUUUUGUGGCUAACGUCUUUAGCUUGUUGUCAAAAGCGAUUGGAUCAGCACAUCUCUGAAAUAUCAAGUGUUAUUUUAAUCAGUAAAAUUAUUGUGUUUUGACUAAGUCUAUGUUUUAAUAUAUCUUGGCUGAAGUAAGGCAUGUAUUUAGUGCAGGGUGCUGUAAGCAGGUCUUAGAUUUCCCAAAGGCAUGUCCUCAAAUUGCCUUGUCACUUCAGUCCACUGUAGCUGUCAGGCUGUUGAGUAACAACACUGUUUACACUAAUAAAAGAAGGUAAAACUGAUGACAAUAAACACAUAAUCUCUAUCUACUAGAUGUCUUUUACUCCUAAUCCUAUCUUUGUAGAUUUUAGUGUGAUUUUAGCAGAGGUAACUAACUGUAUGCACUCCUGCCUCUGUCAUUAAAUAGGUUGUUUUGUGAACAUGAACCUUUAAAACUUACAUUUUAAAGUCUAUGCUUUUUCAUUGGGCUUUGCUGCAUUUCACAUUGAUUUUGUUGUCAUAACUAACAACUAAGAAAGUACAGGGGAUUAAAAAUGUUCAAUUUAAAUUAGAAAUAUGCUUUGGCAAAGUUCAAAAUACAUAUUUACAGAUCUUUCCCGUGUCAAAAAGUCAUCUGCAGGUUUGUAUAAAAUCGAUUUCUCUUCCCAAACAUAGUAAAGUAGGCAGUGAUCUCCAACCUGAUCUUCCUCCUUCGUAGGAGUUGUCCUUCAGGCUGGAACAUUUACACUGGCCGGUACACUCAGCGGGCCAUGAGUCAAGAGCAAAAACAAACGCCAAAGUAAAAGAAAGACGUCAUGCCAACACAUCCUCUUCCCACACCAGUGAUCUCCUGUUUGUUAUAGUGCAAUAAUUAGCUAAUGCAGAUAUUUGUCUGUGUAAUUCAAAUCAAAUCUGAUUAGAGAAACUGUACUUUUACUGGGAGAGCAUAUUUUUGAACCUGCACAAAACUAUCAACUUAACUUUGACAGGAGAAAGGUAUGAAAUAAAAUUAAGUGUAAAAAAGACUCUAUCUAUACUGUCUAGGUCAGGGGUGUCAAACUCAACCACAGCAAGGGCCAUAAUCCAGAUUUAGGUCGAACCUGAGGGCCAAACAGGGUCAACAUUUCACCAAAACUGUCAACCUCCUUUUUCAAAAAUUAUGUAACUAAAACAGCAAUGAUUAUAAACCUUUUGGAAAAUCAAGAAAGAUCAAAAAGAUAAGUUUAAAGGCAAUCUGAGAUAGAAAUGUUUUCAUUUUUAAUUAUUAGAUUCAAAAGAGUGUGAUAUUAAACAUAAAAAAUAAUGCUUUUAAAGAGCAAAUACAUGAGGAGAACGUUGAAAUCAGGUUUAAAAGGUCAAAAUGUGACUUAAUAGGAAUCUAAAGUAUGAAAAUGACUCAAGUCUAAAUACUGAGUUUAACAAAAUCAAAGCAUGAAAUAAAAAAUCCAAUCAUAUUUGACUUGUAAUCUUGAAAUGCAAAAUUGAAAACAUGAAAUAAAACACCAAAUAUUUUUCCCCCCACUCUUGACUAUUUAUCAAAUCUUCCUCACUCUUUAAUUUCCCAGAUUUUGGAGGAAAUCUGCAGACUUCACACUGGUGGGCCAAUAAUAAUACAAAUAUGAGAUGAUCUUGUGGGCCAGAUAUAAUUGUCCCAAGGGCCAGAUUUGGCCCCCGGGCCUUGAGUUUGACACUUGUGGUCUAGGUCCAUGCAAUAUGAUUUUUGCAUCACUGGGUGUGAAUAACUAUAAUUUGAUAAAACAAAAUUAUUAAAGCCUCCUGUAUCAAUAUUUCACGACUCCUGACAGCGGGACAAAACGGCAUUAUCACUUUCUCUUUGGCGGCGUUUUGUGAGCUUUAGUGUAUCAGAUUGUACGCCGCUCAGCAGUGAAUCAGUCAUCACAGAAUAGAUGUUUGGGGAUAUUUACUUAUCAUGGGUAAAGUGUGGUGAGUCAACCUGUAAUUCCCAGCCCUAGUGUGUGUAUAGACUGCUUUAUUAGCAAAUAGACAUGCCGUGUCUGUCAAUGAAAACAGUGUGUUUGUAAAAAGAGUAUUUGGACAUCUCUGGCCUUUGUGUUUGUAGUGAACAUGAGAUUCAUGGUAUUAGCUGUUCCUCAGACAUGUGAACAACACAUGUGCAAUCAUCACCUUUGGCCCAGAAGUGCUGCAAUAGUUUUGAACAAUGUUAUUUUUCAAUAGCUGAGCAAUGUGCGGUGUUUGGCCCAAAUACUGAAUUGUGUUUGGAUAAUCUGGUUAAAGAAAAUCAUCUUGUAUCAAAAACCAUCAGAUAAGAACCAGUCAGAUCAUGGUUUUCAAAGCUUACAACUUCAGGCUUGUUGAAUAAGUACUUUACGUUUUCAGAGUUAUCAUAGAUGGUUAUUUAUUAGAUUUUUUUUUUCCUGCUUCUCUUCAACAGUGAGGAGAGAUGUUCAAGAGAACGAUGAGGAAGCUGUCAGGGUCAAAGAACAGAGCAUCCUUGAGUUGGGGACCCUCCUGGCCAAGACCGGACAGGCUGCAGGUGAAGUUUCUACUUUUUGACUCGAAUGUCAAACGCUCUUUUUUUUGCUCCACUUCCUAAAAUAAUCGUUUUUUAUUCAUCUUUCCAGAACUCGGGGGUCUGCUCAAAUUUGUCAGGCCUUUCCUGAUUUCCAUCAGUAAGGCCAAGGCGGCCCGACUGGUCCGCUCUCUGCUGGACCUCUUCCUUGACAUGGAGGCAGCGACAGGGCAGGAGGUGGAGUUGUGUCUUGAAUGCAUCGAGUGGGCCAAGGCAGAGAAGAGGACCUUCCUCCGACAGGCUUUAGAGGUAAGAUGAAAUUAAAUAGUCUAAAUGCAAACCUCUCCACGGAGUAUGAAUCACCAACUAAGAGCGUUUCUUAGAAAUACUGCGAUUAAAAAAAAAUAAACCUGCUUCACCACCAGAAUUCUCACAGCUGCAAAAACCUCACCUGCAGUGACACUGUGGUUAAACUGAUUCACAGACUUUAUCUAAUAUUAUCAAGUAGAUUAUCUGGAUGUGGAUUAAAUAUAAAGAUGCUUUUUGACCUGAAUUUGCUGUUGCUGUCCUUUCAAUCACUGACAAAAGCGAUACCCUCAAACAGAAGCGCCAGGGAGAUGAAAUUUCAGCAGAACCUGACACAUGGAGUGAGAGACGCUGAUUAUAAAAAAGCAUUUAGUUUCUUUUUUAGCAGUGAGAUAUGUGACACCACCUCUGUGGCAGCAUUCGGGUUAAAAACGAAUGAAAACAGGAAGCUGGAAAACCCGAGAAGAAGCACAUUUGUCAGCUUGGCCUGAGGAAACAUGACAGCCAGUGAUGCUAAUUCAUCUAACGAAGCCCGCCAUCCAGAAUGACAUCACCCUGUUCAAGCAGCCAAAGUGGGCUAUGUGGCGAAAUCGCUGCCAGCAGGUUCACACUCACAGCCAAGAAUAUCCACAGCUAUUGGCCGGACUUGGAAAUACAAGACCAGUGAGAUUAUUAUUAGUGCCGCCGUGUAGAAAAAUCCAAGAAAUGGGACUCAGCUGAGACGCUGAUGCUCAUUUACAGCAACAUGAGAGGAGCGUAUAAAACGAUAGAAGGUCCUGUCAACAGCUGUAUGUGUGCAAAGAUAGGAUUCAAGCUCCUCUCUGUUAGUUUGAAAUAAAAAGAAAAUACAGAUAUAAUGUUUGUAAUUAUGUCCUGAAGAAAUGGUGAUAGAUUUUCAGCCUCCUCCAAACAAGAACAGAUUAUUUCUACAUCAAGUUUAUCCAUUUGAAAAUGUCACCGGAUUAAGAUGUGUGUACUUCAUUAGAUGACAUUCAAGAACGGCGUGUCGACUUGCAUCUCAUUUAAUCAAGAUCUGAACUCAGUUUGUGAUUGGUACGGCCUGGAGACAAUUAGCAGCUUCAUCUGAUUCAAGAUGUCUUUCCUGCUAUAUUGAAGGAACCUAAACUUGUGAAUAAUCCAAUCUUGAUUUAGUUUUCUCAGGAACUUCAGAGGUACAAAAUGUGAAAAAUUAUCUAGACUAGCAGCUUAAUGUGGGGGGUUUAUACUAAUCAAUGUUAACAAGCUGUUUCAGGGAUUAAAUCAGCAAAAGUUUUAAGUUCAUUCCUUUUUUUAAGUCUAAUUCUGGUGAUUUUGUGUCUCUUCGCUCCACGUUCUCUGUUACAUCCUUUCUUUACACAACAGCAGACGGGCACAGCUGCGCUCUGGCUCUCUAAUAACACUUUCUUCUCUUUCAGGCACGACUGAUCUCACUCUAUUUUGACACCAAACGAUACCAGGAGGCCUUGGCGCUCGGUGAGUGUUUCAAAACAGAACAUUUUUAUCUUUUGGUACAUGGCAGCAUCUAUCUUCUGCUUCAGUGACUCGACAAAAGGGGAAGAUGUUGCCUUUGGCUCCGGCUUGUACAACCUGCACUCAGGUUUUCUGGUCCACUUAGAAACAAUAAAAACUGUCUAUAUAUAUCCUUUUAUCCUUUUUUUAUAUGCUUUUCCUUUAAAUUUGUGGCAUAUUUACUGAUUAUAAAGCUUUGUUUUCUAUAGUAGAUAAUGAAAAAUAGUUUGCACAGCAGUAAGUCACUGUACUUUAUCAGAGAACAGAGAGAGACAAGCUCAUCUCAACCCCCCUACAGCUGUUUUCUAGCUGUUGCGUAAAGUUACUUAAACUCUUACUUCUUCUCUCCCCUCUUCAGGUUCCCAGUUGCUCCAGGAGCUAAAAAAGAUGGAUGACAAAGCUCUCCUUGUGGAGGUUCAGCUGCUCGAAAGUAAGACGUACCACGCUCUCAGUAACCUGCCCAAGGCCCGCGCAGCCCUCACCUCAGCCAGGACCACCGCCAACGCCAUCUACUGUCCUCCAAAGCUCCAGGCAGCUCUGGACAUGCAGUCAGGUCAGAUGGGUUUGCUUCUCUCACUUUUGUGCAGAGGGUUAUCUCUACACAGCUGACUAUAUUCUGCUCUUACUCCUUUUUUUUUGUUUAAAAUAGUAUCAGAAAAAUUAUGAAACAUGAGGAGGAACAGCUUUCAGAUUAUUAGAGCUUUACAAUUUCAGUAUCUUUGAUAGGAAAACUGUACAAUAAAAUUCAUUAGUUAAUAAAAAUUUGAUAAACUUUCACAGCAGGAAAAGUAAAGAUUUCUUCAUAACAGUUACAACACCUUUAUAAGCCAUUUGAGCUUUUAUUCAUGAACUCUUGUCCUCUAAUCCUUCAGCGAUUGAAAACACCUGCACUAAAAAAAUAGGGUUAUAAAACUGCUGCACAGUCAGUUUGAGCAGAGAAAAGGUAGUUCAUGACUUCAGCUUUGAUUUCUCAAACUUUUUGAUACUUUUUGUGUUGUAACACCUGUUUCAGGGAAAAGUUCGUCCCUAACUUUUUUGUUUUCUUCAGUGUUUAAACUAAGAUACUGUGCCGUCACAGUUUGGAUGAUUUAAAUGUCUUUUAUUAAAGCCAACACACGUCUCUGAGAUUAAAGCAUCUGAAGAAAGAUUUAUGAGCAACUAAACUUUUCUUUUCUUUGAAAAAAGACAAGCCUGUGUCCACAUCACACUGCUGCUGUUUUAAUCUUACCAGUAGGGGGCGCCAAGCCAAUCUGAAUAUAUGUGUAGAAUUUUAAAACAGCUUUGGUACACUUUUUCCUAGUUUUUUUUAUACAAGCAUGGUGGCUGAAUGAAGUUAUAAUCAGUUUUGGGCGUUUUUAAAUAUUGAUCGAAAGGAAUAAAAAAAGCAAAGAAUAUCCAAAUCGACUCCAGCCUUACCUCUCAUUCCCACCCCACGAUCUAAACGCAACAGAAACAGAAUUAAAAUGCCUAGUAGGGAUGUUCCCAGCGGUUAAUUUCACUGACGUUUAAACGACCACUCUGAAACCGAAUACACGAAAAUUAAUUAACUCCCAGAAAAUAGCCCAAUAUAAGCACAUGUCGAUCUAUACGGCCAGAUAUCAUCUGAAAUAAAUAUUAAGAGUACAUGAAAGCCAUGCUUAUAAGAUAUGCGAGCCCAGAGCAGCGAGCCAGGCAGAAAGAGUUGCACACAAAUGAUCCACACAUUUUAGCUUGUUUAAUGCACUCUUUAAUUAAGACAUGACGGUAAAAAUGUAAUUAAAAAAAAAGAAGCUUUUUUUGCUUUUUGCUUUUUUUUCCCCCUUUUCUUUUUUUUUUUUUUUAUAGAAUAAACAAAUAUUAUUUACUAAACGGAUAGUAAGAACAGCCCCGUUUACACCCCCUCUGUUAUUAAAACUAGAAAAAGAUAAAUGCUAAAAUACUUAAACAAAGUUAAUGAUAUAACAUUUUGUUAGAAGCAAGACUAAAAAGGUACGUUUUGAGUUUGCUUCAGUGUGUGUUGCUGUAGUUUGCUUUUAGAGAAGUUUGCUCUGUUCAUUGCUGUUGUGUAUGUUUUCAUUUUCCUUGGCUCAGUGGAGGUCGACCCAAGUGUUUACAUCUCCUGUUGUUAUUUACUUUGAACGUCUUUGAACAAAAGGAAACAGGAAGAAGAAAACCUUCCAUACCUGCCCUCUUUGUCUCAAGAAUGUCUCAUUGUGUCUCCACACAAGUUACAUCACUCACAUCCACUGUUGGGUGUGUUUCUUUGACAGGGUUAUCUAUACAUAAUCCUGCGGAGAACGACACAAUGAAAAAGGAUGAGUGUUCGUCUCUGAUGACAGAACAGUUAGUUAACACUGCAGAGUACGGAAAGUUGAGCAAAGAGGAACAAGUUUAGUCAAACUUAUAUUCGGUACAUUUAUAUACUCAGACAAGACUGAGUCAGUACAGCAGCUGUUUUUUUUUUCUCCCUGUGAAAUGGCUUACAGGCGUGUAAAUGGCGUGCACUUAUGUGACUCAGCUUUUUGUGCUGAUAAGCAUCACAAAGUUGUGUAGUUGGAGAUUUCUAGUUCAAUGUCAGAAAAGCUGUGACGCAGUGUCUCUUGUUGUCAUCACUUUACAACUUUACAGGAACUUUGAAGUUUAUUUCUAGUGCUUUUAAAAUGUUCAGCAUUGUCGACGUUGUGGCCUUGUGAUCGUCAGCAUGUACUUCUAUUAUCUCCUGGGUUUUAUCUCCAGCUGAGCGAAUUCCAAGGCGAACGGUUCGACUUGUAGAUGUUUUAACUAUCAUGUGGUGUCAUCUCCUUUUGCAGGGAUCAUCCACGCGGCAGAGGAGAAGGACUGGAAGACGGCCUACUCCUACUUCUUCGAGGCGUUCGAGGGCUACGACUCCAUCGACAGCCCCAAAGCCAUCACGGCGCUGAAAUACAUGCUCCUGUGCAAAAUCGUUCUCAACCUGUGAGUGCCGCUUCAACUGAGUGUUCACUAUACCGCUGUUGGAACCUCUGUCACACUCAUACUGGACCGUGUCUCUGUUUGUUCAUUACUUUCAGACCAGAGGAAGUACAAGCCCUGAUCAGCGGUAAACUGGCUCUGCGAUAUGCGGGCCGACAGGUACGCACCAUUUCCUCAUUUCUCAUAACAGCCUGAGUGUUUAAGCAGCAAUGAAAUUUACUAUUAUAUAACGCUGACAAAUAACAGUUGUUUUGUUUUUGGUUCAGUUCUUGCACACAGCUCCUUCUCUCUCCCGAGCGUACUGUACUUGUUUACACGUAAACAAUUUCAGGUGACAUUUAGAUUUUCUUGUUUGUCGUUCUUCAAACAGACAGAUGCACUGAAGUGUGUCGCCCUAGCAAGCAAGAACAGAUCAUUAGCAGACUUUGAAAAGGUGAGGAUUCGUUCAGUCUAAUGAUGUUUUGCACUCUUUGUAUUUUUUAGUUUGGAUGAUAGCUCUGUUUUAGAGUUUUGGCAUGCUCUCUUUUAAGUCAAGGGUCUUCUUCUUUCAGGCGCUCACAGAGUACAGAGCAGAGCUGAGGGACGACCCCAUCAUCAACACUCACCUGGCCAAGCUGUACGACAGCCUGCUGGAGCAAAACCUCAUCCGAGUUAUUGAACCCUUUUCCAGAGUACAGGUCCGUUUAGCUUCACCUGAUAAAUUCACGAUCGAGCCGAACUGCGUUUCCGUUUUUUUCCUCAGGAUCUUUAGUUUUAAUGAGUUUGAAGUUCUGCUUAGAUAUGAUGGACUCAAACAGAACCAAUACCAAAGCAUGUCUUUGUGUGUAGGUGCCAGAGCAGGCCUGGCGGAUAAUUUUAGCACCAUGAUUCACUCUUUUCUCAUGUUGUUUUUGUCUUUUUAAAUGUCAAUUUUUAAUAUCCCUCAAAGACAGAUUUGUUUUUAGAAACGCUUGUACCUGCACACUUGUUCCAUCAACAUGUAUCUAAACUUUGACAGCAUUUUUAAAGAAACUAACCUCUCUCUGUGUUUCAUUUGUCUGCGCUUCUCUUUCCAGAUAGAACACAUAUCAGGUCUAAUCAAACUGUCAAAGGUACGUGUCCCCGCAGUUAACUCCAUCUUCAAACAGUUAAAAGCAUUUCUUUUUCUUCCUUUUCUCAUCUCAAUUCUCCGAUUUUUGUCUUUUUCAGGGGGAUGUUGAGAGGAAGUUAUCACAGAUGAUCCUGGACAAAAAAUUUCACGGUAAUUUGAGAUCCCUAAAGCCUGAUUCAUUGUUCUGCACCAAAUCUACACCAGAGUUUAUUCCCAGGCGAACAUAUCCCGGUACCCACCAGGGCGAUCAAAGAAUAUUCCUUAUUUGAAUAUUUGUUUUCAUACUUUAAUACUUUCUCUCUCCUCACAUGAGGAAUGGUCAGAGAAGUCACAACAUCACUGAUGAUAGCCGAGGCUUCUUAAUCGUGAUGGGAAGAACCGUUCUUUUGACUGAAUCUGUAGAAUCCGUUCAUUAAAAUGAUUCAUUCAAAAGAUUCAUUCAUUGAAUCAGUCAGUGCUUCAGAACCUCGUCCUCCCUCGUCCUGCCAGCGUCGUUCACUGGGUGACAGGUGUCGUUCAUUCACCAAGUCCUAAAGGAGGAAUCACUCCCCUGCCCUGAAAAACUCACCUCUCUGUGUGUCGCUGUUGGCGGAAAAAAACACAGCAGCAAGCAGCACGCCCGCUACACAUGCGCGAUUCGUCGUUCUUUUAUAUCGCUGAAAAGUGGAGAGAUUAAAAAUGAAUAAACAUCAUAGCUGUAGCGGGGAUUCUGCUACUUUUAAAGAUAACAAAGCGGCUGAGCUCAACUGAACUGAAAAAGGAACGAAUCAGGUCGCACUGAUUCAGUUCACGCCGUUCACUCAGCAGAUCCGUUCUUUUGAACGAAGCGUUCAUGAACGACACAACACUACUUCUUAAUGUAACUGGGAGAGUGAGCUGGUUUUAAGUUAGUUAGCUGUUGUUGAUGCAGUUGUCCAAUGAAACCAUAUUGGUCCAAAUAUAAGGUGUUAGUUCCCUUCAAAUAGAUGUGAAAUCACUGAAUUAGUAUAAAAAGUCUGCACUUCUUCGUGCUAACAUAUGUCUGUAAUUUAAUAACUGUGAUGUGAAGAGUCAAAAUAAUCGUGUUCUUGAUUGUUGCCGUAGUCGAGCUGCCUGAGUUUGAAGUGCUCACAAAGGUUAAUGCCUCUGCGCUGAAAUAUGACCCGGGCUGUAUCCUGUAAAAACGUCAGUCUAAAGGUCUUCAGUGUUUUGUAACGUUCAUUUCUGACUCUGCCGCAGGAAUCCUCGACCAAGGAGAAGGCGUGUUGAUCAUAUUCGAGGAGCCUCCAGUGGACAAAACGUACGAAGCAGCCUUGGAAACAAUUCAGAACAUGAGCAAAGUCGUGGAUUCACUUUACAACAAAGCCAAGAAGCUGACAUAGGUAAAACACCAAUCAGUAAGUGAAGAAAGACGACGACCUCUGUUCUCGUGAUUUACUCUUUAACGAGUUUGUUUUCCCUUCGUCCUCAGAUCAGACAGCUGCGGCAGUGCGAUGGAGGAACUGUGUGUGUUUGACCAGCGUGUGUAACAUUUUAAAAAGGGGACAAGGGAGAACUUCAGAAAGUCCCGCAAACUGCAAACAGGAUUCCCCCAUCAAACUCCCCCCCUCCUCUCCCUCAAUGGACAAUGUCAUCACUUCUCUUGUCUGUUUAUUUUUAUUUUUUCUCCUCCUUUAAUUUUGAUAUCUCUUCAGGAUUCUGUGUAACACUCAGCGGCCAAAUCAGGCCAUCAGGGAAUAUUGUACAACCACAAUAAAAAGAUGAAAAGGUUUAAGAAUACAUAGAUGUUUAUAUCUGCUUUAAGGCUGGGUUUCCCGGGCCUCAAAGCUGAAUCCACUGCAACCUCACAGGUGCAACAUUGACCUCUGUGGCCUCGCACUCCGCUACCACCUGCGUACGCGGACGUGAGGCUUUCUCCUCUUCUUCAUGACUUUCAGAAGCACACUGUUCAGUUUUUGGAUGGUUGGGAUACUCCUUAGGAAUCUGAAUUUUGUCAAAGAGCUCCCUCUAGCUUUUAUUUUUUCCCCCCUCACCAUAUCAAUGCCAACAGUUAAAUACCCGCUGUAUUUCAGAUAUGUAUUAAACUCACUUUAUUUUUUAUUUUGGUUUUGUGUUUUUGUUAAAAAAAGAAAAAAAAAUCGAGAGAGAGAGAAUCAGAUGGUUGCCACAUGUCUGCCCGCCCUGCUUGUGUCAGUUCACAGAACGGACAGGAUGCCAUUUCACCACUAGUGCCACUUUUCCGGCGCUUCGGUUUGCCUCACUGUUUGGGUGCAAUAUGAAAUUGAAGGGCGGAGGUGGAGAUGUUUUCAUCAUCGCCUCUCAGCGUCUGUGAGUUACCCCUGAGUGAGCAAUUCUUCAUUGUUAGUUUCUAGCACUAGUGUGGUAUGCUAGUAACCAAACAAUUUGUAUGGUUUUGAUUUGGUUUUGAUUUAUUUUUGUUUGUUUUUCUCUUAUAAAAGACAUUUUCAAAAUAAAUAUUUUGUAUUUUAAGGAGUUUGUCUUGUCUCUUGCAAAAAAAGAAAAUGAAUUGGUUAUGGUAAUUUGUCUAAAGCCACUCAGCUGUGUUGUUUCUUGUACAGAUAACUGGUGAAAGGACUGGAUUUACAUGUUGUGUCUAAAAUGCAGUUUUGAUUGAGAGCUUGACCAAGAAAUGUGUACAUAAGCAAAAAAAAAAGAGGACGUUUUUAAACCGUGUUAAGCUCACUAAGGAUGAACAUACAAAUGUUGACACUUUAAAACAGAAUUACACAAGGGUGUCUUUCUCUUGCUGCUAUUUUUGUCACAAAUUAAAAAAGCAAACUCACAUCAAAGGGCAUUAAAUCAGUUAAACGGACA